Molecule: messenger RNA, 2462 nt
Organism: Musa acuminata AAA Group (dessert banana)
Lineage: Eukaryota; Viridiplantae; Streptophyta; Magnoliopsida; Zingiberales; Musaceae
Product: probable LRR receptor-like serine/threonine-protein kinase At1g51880
Exons: 5
Coding region: 1255-1620 (121 amino acids)
Biological process (GO): protein phosphorylation
Molecular function (GO): protein kinase activity; ATP binding
Source: RefSeq, a predicted model, not a curated record
CUCUUAUCUUGGGUUGAAUGGUGCUAUACCAAAUGCUUUGGCUAAUCUGAAGGCCCUUAACUAUUUGUAAGUUUCUAAAUUUAUUGUCAGAGGCUGCUGGCUAGCAACAUCAUGCAGACAACUUGAGAACAACUUGUAGAUGUUGCAUGAAAUUGACUUGUUACCCUUUUACAUGUGUAUUUUAUUCACUUCUAAUCUCCUUUUUCUAACUCCAUAAACAAAAGGCUUUUGUUUUUUCAUGUUAGUUGCCAAAAUUAGGAAUGCAGAUGGACCAGUUUACAAACCAAAGCAUUAGCUUGGGGUUUUCUUUAACCACAUCCUAUAUCAUCCAAACUGAACUAAACCAAAACACUAUUGUUGUGUUUUGCUUCUAAUAUGGCUUUACUCAUGAAAAUCUGGUUUCAAAGGACCAAAGUUAUAGAGAUCAACAUGUAGCUACUUUUUUUUUUAAUAAAAUUUCUUAUGAAAACAUAUCUAUAACUAAUGUAAUCCAUGUAUUUUGUCUCAGGGACUUGUCAAACAAUGAUUUAACAGGCCCAAUACCGCCCUCUUUAGAAGAAUUGACGUCACUCAAUGUGCUGUAAGAAGAGAUUUUUCUCUCUUACACAAUUCACUUGGUGCAUGCUUUUUCAAUAUCGGAAACUUCGACUUUGUCAUGUGCAUGCUUCAGGACUUCUUUCUCCACAUAUUAUAUGCUAAUGGAUGAGCAAUAUCAAACUUUUUGCAGAAUUUUGUCAAAUAACCGACUCAAUGGGCUUAUUCCAGCUUCUUUAUGUGAUGGACAAUCAAAAGGAUUGCUUGAGUUGAGGUUUGUGCUGUAGUCUAACAUCCCAAAUAUUCCCACAAUUCCUUCUACCUAAUACUAAUAUCUUAUGAACUUUAUGUUCUGCAAAGAGUGGACAACAAUCCGGAUAUAUGUCUCUGUCAUAGUACAUGUCAAAUUGGCAGCGAAGGAAGGAAGCUUGUUACAGUCACCAUUGUGCUGAUCUCUGUCGUCCCAGCGCUGAUUAUACUGCUGCUCCUAUCAUUGCUUUUAUUCUUCUUGAGGAGAAGAAAAUCUACAACAAAAUUAUCACCGCCAAUUCAAGACGCGCUUGCUAUACCCGAAACCCAUAGAUAUUUACAUAUGAUGAAUCGAAGGCCAUCACCAACAAUUUUGAUCUUGUACUUGGAAAGGGGGGGUUUGGGAAUGUUUACCAUGGUUGAUUGCAUGAUGGCACUCAAGCUGCAGUAAAACUUUUGCACUCACAUCGGAUGGUCAAAGGGACAUCAUCUGAGGAGUCCAUGUCUGCAAAUUCUGGCUCCAGAUCACAUGGGAUGAAAGAGUUUCAAGCCGAGGCUCUUCUCUUAUCGAGGGUCCAUCACUGGAACUUAGUGUCUUUGAUCGGGUACUGUAGAGACAGCAACCAACUUGGACUUGUUUAUGAAUAUGCUGCUCGUGGAAGUCUUAGAGAUCAUCUUUCAGAUAAAACUGGAAAUAGUCAAACAUUGAGUUGGAGAGAACGAAUUCGGAUAGCAGUGGAAGCCGCACAAGGUCUGGAGUAUCUACACAACGGAUGUGUGCCACCUAUAAUCCAUAGAGAUGUGAAGACUAACAAUAUCCUCUUAACUAACAUAUGACUUUGAGGCAAAGGUAGCAGAUUUUGGGCUGUCAAAGCCUUUCCUGACCGAUGCCCAGACUCACGUAUCUACUGAUGUUGUGGCUGGCACUCCAGGAUACAUAGAUCCCGAGUAUGUUUUCUACUUCACAGAAGUUUGCCAGAUAAUAAUAUUUGCAGUGUGAAUUGCUCAGGAUUUCCUUGAUUGCCCCUCUACUGACAAGUCGGUUUAAUUUGUUUUAUAGAGAAUCUAAGAAUUCCUUUGGCAACUAAAUGAAAAAGAGAAUGAUGUAGAAUCACAAUGAGAAGAAUUCGCAAAAAAAUGUUCUUUUUCCAAAUGUGAUGCAGAUUUCUUUCUCAGCUAACUUUACAAGAGGAGAGGAGAAUCACGAACAAUUGUUGGACCUUUCUGGGAUGGUUAUUUUUGCCCCUUUUACAUCUAUAAAAUAUUCAUAGGAAUCAUGUUAAAUUAAUGUAUGAGUCAAGUCAAAACAAUAUUCAAUCUUCUUAGUUUCUUCUCCAAAAGUAUCAUACUAGUUACCAAGUACUACAUUGAUACAUUUCUUUUCUCAGGUACUCUGCUACCUUCCAGCUGACUGAAAAAAGUGAUGUAUAUUAGUUGUUCUGGAACUGGUUACAGGCCUAUCAGCUGUGUUGGAGCAUCAAAAAAGGUGUCACUUAGUCGAAUGGAUACGAUCUGUUAGGAUCGAAUCGAUACUAACUGGGGCUGAAUUAGUGCUUGUGAAAAAAUGAAAAAACGACGUUGAUUUUAAAAAAAACUGUUUCAAUGAAAUUGUAUCAGAAAUGAUAUCGAAAGUGUAUUUGGCUUUGAGCAAAUGUGAUAAGUAAUUAAAACAAUAGUAA